Parus major (Great Tit) is the source of this 3111-nucleotide messenger RNA. It is a transcript of the gene SGK3, whose product is annotated as serum/glucocorticoid regulated kinase family member 3. NCBI's taxonomy places the organism in Eukaryota, Metazoa, Chordata, Aves, Passeriformes, Paridae. Bases 1069 to 2358 code for a protein of 429 amino acids. Gene Ontology annotation, biological process: protein phosphorylation. The record is from RefSeq and is a predicted model, not a curated record. The transcript has 18 exons. Gene Ontology annotation, molecular function: phosphatidylinositol binding; protein serine/threonine kinase activity; ATP binding.
GCGUUAUCCUGCGGGGGCGGGCGAUGGCCGCGCGGGGCAGCGGCGGCGGGCGCUGGGCCGCGGACGGGAGGAACGCCUUAACUUCCUAGAAGUCCAGGAGCCGAGAAAUAGUAGCUGGUGUGAAGGCGAGAGAAGCUUGGUUUCGUUCCCGAGGUCCUCGCGGUGCGGUGAAGCCGCUGGCUGCGGAGGAAGAGGAAGAGCGGCAGCAGGAGGAGGAGGAGAUGACAUGAUGGAAUUCACGUUUUCUCAAGAAAAGCUGCGGAUCUUGGAUCAGUACCGUUGACGAUACCUCCUGAUUGCAACACCCAAAGCAGAGUCCUGUAACGAAUUUGUCACAAGAAACAUAAAAUGGAUCUCAAAGAGAGCUGCCCAAGCGUUAGCAUUCCCAGCUCUGAUGAACACAGAGAGAAGAAAAAGAGAUUUACUCUUCCUGUGUUCCCCAGGGCCUGGGACUGAGAACAGCUUAUGUGAGCAAUUGACACAGCGUGACUGCAGCCCUCAGGCUGAGGAACUGAUGCUGGUGGCUGCUACUUCCACUGUGGAGUUAGAGAGAGAGCAGAAAAGAGACUGAGGCAUUGGUCCAGUUGUCUGUGUUGGGAAUUAGCAGAGCUCUGCGCUCAUUUCCUUACUGUGCCCAUCCUCGCCCCUGAAGGAAUAGCUGAGCUCCUUCUGGAAGUACAAUGAAGUAGAGAAGCGAAGACAGCUUCUCCUGAGAGACAGGAGAAGCCUGCUGGACACACAGCUGCCAACCAGAUUUGUGAAUCCAGGGACUGACAAUCUGUCUAGUUACUGAAGUCCUCUGUGACAUGGCAUUUGAAAGGCCAGAAGUGUGCAGCAGAUUCCAGCUACGCUUCCCUUCAUCACGGUGCUGUGUAUUAUGUUAUAUGGGCUGUAUUUCAGCCACAGCAGCAUUUUUGACUCCCUGAACAAUUUGCCAUCAGCCAGGAUUCUUCUGUAUUCAAGGUUUACAAGGUGCUGGUCUCUGUUGGCAGAAAUGAGUGGUUUGUCUUUCGACGGUAUGCAGAGUUUGAUAAACUUUACAAUACGCUAAAGAAGCAAUUUCCCACCAUGAACCUGAAGAUUCCAGCUAAAAGAAUAUUUGGAGAUAAUUUUGAUCCUGAUUUUAUUAAACAGAGAAGAGCAGGACUGAAUGAAUUCAUUCAAAAUUUAGUUAGACAGCCAGAGCUAUGCAACCACCCAGAUGUCAGAGCGUUUCUUCAGAUGGACAACCCAAAGCACCAGUCGGAUCCAUCUGAAGAUGAAGAUGAAAGGAGCAGUCGAAAGUUAAACUCUACCUCACAGAAUAUCAACCUGGGACCAUCUGGAAAUCCUCAUGCUAAACCAACAGACUUUGAUUUCCUGAAAGUUAUUGGGAAAGGCAGCUUUGGCAAGGUUCUUCUUGCAAAACGAAAACUGGAUGGGAAAUACUAUGCUGUCAAAGUGUUGCAGAAAAAAAUUGUUCUCAACAGGAAAGAGCAAAAACAUAUUAUGGCUGAACGUAAUGUGCUUUUGAAAAAUGUGAAACAUCCAUUUUUGGUUGGAUUACAUUACUCAUUCCAAACAACAGAAAAGCUUUACUUUGUCUUGGAUUUUGUUAAUGGAGGAGAGCUGUUCUUUCACUUACAAAGAGAACGUUCCUUUCCUGAGCACAGAGCCAGAUUCUAUGCUGCUGAAAUAGCCAGUGCACUGGGCUACUUACACUCCAUAAAUAUAGUGUACAGGGAUUUAAAACCAGAAAACAUUCUCCUAGAUUCACUAGGUCAUGUUGUGUUGACAGACUUUGGACUUUGUAAAGAAGGGAUUGCAACUUCUGAUACCACUGCAACUUUCUGUGGGACCCCAGAAUAUCUUGCACCAGAAGUCAUUAAAAAGCAGCCCUAUGACAACACAGUAGACUGGUGGUGCCUUGGUGCAGUUCUUUAUGAAAUGCUUUAUGGGCUGCCUCCUUUUUACUGCCGUGAUGUUGCUGAGAUGUACGAUAAUAUUCUUCAUAAACCCCUGGUUUUGCGCCCAGGAAUCAGUCUUACAGCCUGGUCUAUCCUGGAAGAACUUUUGGAGAAAGAUCGGCAAAGCAGACUUGGAGCAAGGGAAGACUUUCUUGAAAUUCAGAAGCACCCAUUCUUUGAAUCUCUCAGCUGGACUGAUCUUCUUCAGAAGAAGAUUCCGCCACCAUUUAAUCCUAAUGUGGUUGGACCUGAUGAUAUUGGGAAUUUUGAUGCAGUGUUCACAGAAGAAAUGGUCCCAUACUCAGUUUGUGUUUCUUCUGACUACAACAUUGUUAAUGCCAGUGUCCUAGAGGCAGACGAUGCAUUUGUUGGAUUUUCUUACGCACCACCUUCUGAAGAUGGGUUUUCCUAGGAACUUAGAAGCAAAGAGUGGUUUGGAAGUUUUGGGUUGAACUGAAAUGUUAGGAUUAUGGACACAUUCCGAAAUAGCGUAAAUAGUGCCUCGUCUUGUAUGUAGGUUUGAAACCUAUGAACAAACUUUCUCUGCUGUAUAGGAGGAAUUUGGGCAUUUCGGAUGGCUUUCUUUGGGGUUUGAACUGUUUGUUCCUGCUGCAGAAAAUAUUUUUUAAAACCUUUAAAAAGCAUUCUCUACAUAUUUUUUAAGCAAAAACACUGACUGUUCUCCUCAAUCCCUUUGAGUUUACAUUCAUACCUAUAUAAUUUGGCUGGCACAAACAGCAGCAAAUUUAGUAAAUUUAUAAAUGCUUUUGUACUUAUUUACCGUGACUUUGUGCUUGAAUUGUAACUAUGCAAAUUGUCUUUUGUAUAUCCUGGUUUAAAAAAAGGUAAAUGUUUUCCCUGUUACCAGUUUGGAGUAUGUGUUAAUUUACCUGUCAGCACUUAAAUGAUAUAAGUUAAGGACCAAGAAUCUUAAGGACUUCUGCAGAAUGAAAACUUGGUUACAUAAAACUGGAUUGUUGCUCUUGCACUUGCUGAAGUACCCAUUGACUCAAGUGGAUUGUCUGAGGUAUGGGGGGUUACUCAAAGCAAGGACAGAACAAAUUAACUGGAUUGAUUUGAUAACAUUACUUAUUACGUGUUCUACUUUUCUUUCUUCCCUAAGUAUGUCUAUAUUUCAACUACAUUAAAAGUAUUUUUGGUUAAA